UCUUCUCCCAGCAGGCCCAGCAAGGGGGAAACGGAAGUGAAGAGUCCCAUGGCGGCCUCAGGGGAGGAGACGGCCUUGGAGCAGCUGGGCCACGAGGCCACCUGCCCGCUCUGCCUGGACCUCUUCCAGCAGCCCAUGGUCCUGGCCUGCGGGCACAACUUCUGCUGUGACUGCCUGGCCCGGCUGGGCGCUGAGGCUUCCUGCCCCCAGUGCAGAGCCAGGGUGGAGCCCGGCAGCGCCUACCCCAACCGGGCCCUGGCCAAUAUCGUGGGCCUGGUGAAGGGGCUUCGGCUGUCUGGGGGAGCCCAGGAGGGGAGCAGCGGCCCACAGCUGUGCCAGGACCACCAGCAGCCCCUGCAGACCUUCUGCUCCAGCGAGAAGCGCCUCCUUUGCGCCGGCUGCCUGGGGGGGCACCAGGGCCACCCCCUCUUCUCUCUGCCCGAAGCUGCCCAGGAAUACAAGGACUUGCUGGAUGCCCUCCUGGAGCCCCUGAGGAAGGAGGAGAAGCAGCUGCUGGAGCAGAGGCGGAGAGAAGAGCAGAGCCGGCAGGAGUGCCAGGAGCAAUUAGCCACUGAGACGCAGAAGGUCAGCCUGGCGCUGGGGUCCUUGGAGGAGCUGCUCCGGGAGAGGAAGUCGGUCUGGUUCGCCUGGCUGGCCGAGCAGGAGGAGAAGAUGGAGGCCGAGUGGGUGGGCCCUCUGGCCCAGCUCAACGGGGAGGCCUCCCGCCUGCAGCAGCUGAUUGCCCAGAUAGACAGGAAGUGCCGCCAGCCGGACAGGGAAUUCCUGCAGGAUAUCCAGGACACCGUGGACAGGUGCCGGAGUUAUGUGGUGGGGCGUGUGAAGAGCGUCUCCCCCGGGCUGCAAGACAGACUCAAGACCAUCUUGGAGAAAAACACUCCUGUAAGGCAGGUUGUGGACAAUUACAAAGCCUCCCUGGACAUGACUCUGACCAGGAAGAAGCUGGAGCGACCUUUGGCCUCUCCGGCCAGGAGCGGCUUACUCAGCAAUUUUCAAGGAACACCUGUUCCACAAUAUGUACAACUUCCAGCAGCGACUAAGGUCUACGUCACGCUGGACAGCUCAACCGCCCACCCGCGGCUCUGGUGCCAGGGAACCACUCUGACUUUGGCCAACCAAAACCAGAAUCUCCCGGAUGUGCCAGGGAGGUUCAACCAGGAAUGGUGCGCCCUGGGCUGCGAGGCAUUCACCGCAGGCUGGCACUAUUGGGAAGUGUCUGUGCCGGAAGGUGGCAGAGGAGUCUGGGCUGUUGGGGUGGCCAGAGAGUCUGUACGCAGGAAGGGGAACUUCCGGCUGAGGCCCCAGGAGGGAAUCUGGGCCGUGGGGAGGAGUGUGGAGGGGGAGACGGUCGCUUUCUCCAAGGUUCACGAGAAGCUCAGCUUGCAAACGCCGUUGUGGAUGCUGCGGGUGCAGCUAGACUACAAGGCAGAAGAGGUGGAGUUCCAGGAUGCAGAGACUGGGGCUCCCCUCUACACCUUCCGGACGGGGGCCUUUUUUGGGGAGAGGGCCUACCCUUUUUUCUACCUAGGCCAGCAGGGGGUCAGCCUUCAGUGUGAGGGAUGUCCAAGUUCAUCUGUGUGGCACGGCUACUGAUUAUAAGAGAAUAGAAAAUAGAAUAGAAUUAGAACAGGAAGGGACCUUGGAGGUCUUCUAGUCCAGCCCCCUCCCCCCCAUUCAAGCAGGAAACCCUAUAGACCAUCUCAACAACAGUUCCUUCAAUAAUCAGUUACCAGAAUACUGAAAGAAGCGACUUGUGGCCAUUUUGCACACUUGGGACCUCAGUCAAGGCGAUUGAAGUUCAGACCCUUGGCGAAUGACUCACGUCUUUGACAGACGCCCUGACCUGGAAUCCCCUGGUCCCCUUUUGCGACCCCUCUGAUGAGCAAGGUCACCGGGGAAACGGAGUUCCCUCAACAACUGUGUGACCCAUUUAAGAACUGCAGCGAUUCGCUUAAAGUGUGGCGAGAAAAGUCGUCAGACGGGGCAAAACAAAUUUCUCACUUAAGAACAUUGAUUUUUAGUCUCCGUUGGGGACUACCUCCAGGGCACGGGCCCACGUUACCUACCUCCCUGAUUCCUGCUCAUGGGCCUUUUUUCCCCGUGUGUGUGUUUGUGUGUUUGUGUGUGUGUGUGUACUUGAAGCCCAAGAGGUGGGGCUGCAGCACAGUCCGCUAUGCUCAGCCCAAUCUCCUGAUGCCUUCAAGAGGACCAGAUGUUGCCCACUGUCCUCUGGGGUGUCCUUCCAACUCCCCUGUCUAGUCUGCCAGGGUUUCUUGGUGGUCUCCCCUCCCCAUCCAUAUCCUACCUUCCAUAACGUCGCCAUGAUCAGCCCAGGCUGCUUGGGGGGCUGCCAAGCAGUUCUGGGCUGCCGAUGGCCUGGGGGGCUUGGACUGGCCAUGGCCUCUGGGCUAGAAAAUUUGGGUGUCCACGCGUCUUCUGGGUGCCACGGAUGAGAAUCCCUGCCUCAGUACUUUUAUAAUCAAUAAAAACGACAUCUUAAUAUCUGCACGUUAUUCUACAUUUAUGUGAUUCUAAAUUUUACUCCAAUGUUACUCCAAGUUUCUUAUUAAAAAAGCAACAUGUUUAUCUUUUA
Molecule: messenger RNA, 2611 nt
Organism: Crotalus tigris (Tiger rattlesnake)
Lineage: Eukaryota; Metazoa; Chordata; Lepidosauria; Squamata; Viperidae
Product: tripartite motif-containing protein 10-like
Exons: 9
Coding region: 49-1611 (520 amino acids)
Molecular function (GO): zinc ion binding; protein binding
Source: RefSeq, a predicted model, not a curated record